Molecule: messenger RNA, 2000 nt
Organism: Fukomys damarensis (Damara mole-rat)
Lineage: Eukaryota; Metazoa; Chordata; Mammalia; Rodentia; Bathyergidae
Gene: Vwa1
Product: von Willebrand factor A domain containing 1
Exons: 4
Coding region: 128-1423 (431 amino acids)
Molecular function (GO): protein binding
Source: RefSeq, a predicted model, not a curated record
CGCGCGUCCGGGUGGGCGUGGCGUUCAAGUGGGCGUGGCCUGCCGGGCGGGACCAGAUCCAGAUCCAGCCAGCCGCCUAGAGCUAGCAGGCGACGAGCUUCAGCCAAGCGCCCAGUCUCGCCGCGCGAUGCUGCCCUGGAUGGCGCUCGGCCUGGCCCUGGGCCUGUGGCUGGCUCUGGCGCGCAGUUCCUUUUUCACAGGUCCCCCAGCAUCAGUCCCUCGGGGAGACCUGCUGUUUCUGUUGGAUAGCUCGGCCAGCGUGUCACACUAUGAGUUCUCCCGGGUCCGGGAGUUUGUGGGGCAGCUGGUGGCUCCACUGCCCCUGGGCCCUGAGGCCCUGCGUGCCAGCCUGGUGCACGUGGGCAGCCUGCCACAUUCUGAGUUCCCGUUCGACCGGCACAGCUCAGGUCAGGCCGUCCAGGAUGCCAUCCGUGCCUCAGCCCAGCGUAUGGGUGACACCAACACUGGCCUGGCAUUGGCAUUUGCCAAGGAGCAGCUGUUUGAUGAGGCCACAGGUGCCCGGGCAGGGGUGCCCAAGGUACUGGUGUGGGUGACAGACGGAGGCUCCAGCGACCCCAUAGGCCCCCCCAUGCAGGAGCUCAAGGACCUGGGUGUCACUGUCUUCAUUGUCAGCACUGGCAGGGGCAACCUGCUGGAGCUGUCGGCUGCUGCCUCAGCACCUGCGGAGAGGCACCUGCGCUUUGUGGACGUGGAUGACCUGCACAUCAUUGCCCAGCAGCUUCGCAGCUCCAUCCUCGAUGCCAUGCAGCCGCAGCAGCUCCACGCCUCUGAGGUUACUUCCAGCAGUGUCCACCUGGCCUGGCCGGCACUGCUGCCUGCAGACUCUGGCUACUACGUGCUGGAGCUGGCACCCAGCGGCAACUUGGGGGCCAUCCGACGCCAGCAGCUCCCCGGGUACUCCAUGGGCUGGACCUGGGCGGGGCUCGAGCCAGACACAGACUACGAGGUGUCCCUGCUGCCCGAGUCCAACGUGCGCCUGCUGCCGCCGCAGCGCGUGCGAGUGCGCACGCUGCCAGGUGAGGCCGGGCCCGAGCGCGUCGUCAUCUCGCACGUCAGGCCGUACAGCCUCCGCGUGAGCUGGGCCCCAGCGCUCGGGCCCGACGUCAUGCUCGGCUACGUGGUGCAGUUCGGGCCGCUGCAGAGCGGCGUGGCGCAGCGAGUGGAGGUGCCUGCGGGCCGCAACAGCACCACGCUGCAAGGCCUGGCGCCCGGCACCGCCUACCUGGUGACCGUGACCGCCGCCUUUCGCUCCGGCCGCGAGAGGGCACUGUCGGCCAAGGCCUGCACCCCUGCCAGCGAGCGCCGCCGUGCCCCACGGCCCAUGCCCCCAGCUCUGAGCCCACCAGAGCCCCCACGCGUGGCCCUUCCGGCCGCAGUUGGGGGUGCACGGACAGGAGCCUGAGGACCGGUUGAGAACCACAGGCCUGACCACCCCAGCCCGGAGGGGAGGCUGCAGCCCGGCCCCUCAGUGGAAAGGGGCCUGAAGUGGGCCAUGGCACUAGAGUCCCCUAUGAAAGAAAGUGGACAGGAAGGGAAGGAGAAGCUGGCAUGGGGGCCCCAAAAACUCCCUGCAGAAAAGGAAGAGCGGGGGGCUUCACCAGGAUCCUGGCUGCCUGGAGGACAGCAUCAGUGGGGACCUGACUGGGCAGCCCCAGCAGCCCCUAGGCCAGACUGUUCCACCCCCAGCCCCAGAGGGAUGGAACCACAGCCUGGCAUUCAGGGCCUUGGGGACAGGAGCCUCCCACCCCUGCUGUUGCCAGGCUCCAAGGCCACUGUUCACAGGGUCACAGACAGAUUGGGGGACAGGAGUCACUGCAGCAAGUUCAACAUUGUCUGAUCCCACCGGUUGUACUUUUGGGUUUCCCUUCACCUGGACAGCGCCUGUGCUCUGAGGGUCACCUGCUGCUGCUUGAGCCCAGUUGGCCUCUCUCCUCACUAAUGAUCAGACUCCCAAACACAGUAAAUCAGAUGCAAGCCAA